Corythoichthys intestinalis (scribbled pipefish) is the source of this 1573-nucleotide messenger RNA. RefSeq names its product alpha-2-HS-glycoprotein-like. The record is from RefSeq and is a predicted model, not a curated record. Bases 64 to 1170 code for a protein of 368 amino acids. NCBI's taxonomy places the organism in Eukaryota, Metazoa, Chordata, Actinopteri, Syngnathiformes, Syngnathidae. Gene Ontology annotation, cellular component: extracellular region; extracellular matrix; blood microparticle. The transcript is spliced from 7 exons. Gene Ontology annotation, molecular function: cysteine-type endopeptidase inhibitor activity. Gene Ontology annotation, biological process: negative regulation of endopeptidase activity.
CCUGCGUUUGUUCUCCCUAUUUUGCCAGUCAUUUCUUCUCACUUUCCAGCCGCAUCUAGAAAAAUGAACGGUCUAAGUUUGAUAGUGAUGCUGGGACUGGCGGCCCUCGGCGGCGCUCAGCUGAGUCUCCGUCAGCCCGACUGCGACUCGGCCGAGGCGGAAGAAGCGGCGUCGGCGGCUCGGGACUACCUCAACGCCCAGCACACACACGGCUACAAAUACCAACUCAACAGGAUUGAGGACAUCAAGGUCCUCAACAAGCCCGGCGCCAACGACACGUACAUUGUCGAAUUGGACCUUCUGGAGACGGACUGCCACGUGUUGGACCCCACGCCCGUCGCCAACUGCACCGUCCGACCGAAAGCGCUGACGGCUGUGGAAGGAGACUGCGACGUGGUUCUGAAAAGGGUCGCGGGGGUUCUGACUGUCACAGCCUUCAAGUGUAAGACAGAAGAAUCAACAGAGGACCUCUGCUUGGGCUGUCCAACCCUCCUCCCGCUGAACGACACCAAAGCGCUGGAUUUUGUCCACGCUUCGCUAGCAACCUUGAACAACCAAACGGUCAACGCCACCUACUCCCUUCUUGAGGUGGGAAGGAUGUCCACACAGAUCGUCUCUGGCGGUCCCCACUAUUUGGCAGAGUAUAUUUUUACAGAGGCUAACUGCACGAAUGACGUCUGCGUGCCACUGAAUGACAUCAUGGCCCCUCGUGGUAUUUGCACAGCAAAAGGUCUGGGAGGUGCUCACACACUUGACUGCAAGUUGUUUUCCACCAUGGUACCUCCUCAAGACGCCAACAGCACCGGGGCUUCUCCCUUCUUUCCCAAGUUCCACGUGCACACACAAAACUUGACGAGAAGCCACGGGUUGAGACACCACAAGCUGACCUCCCUCCACGACCCGCACCUGACCGGACUUUUGUCCUCCGAAUCGGAAUCUGCCGAAGUGGUGUCGGUAGCGACCCCCGCGGUGUUGAACACUACGUCAUCCGCCUCCUCGACAUCAGCCGCCACCUCGACAUCAGCCACCGCCUCGACGUCAUCCGCCGUGUCGACGAGCGACGAGGUUCCCGUCGCAGUGGUUAAAAGAGAUGUACCCGCCGGACCCGCCACUGUAACAGAUGCAGUUUUAUUGGUACCGCCGUGCCCAGGAAGGCGCAGAUUCUUUUAAGUGCUACUACGAGUUAUAUGUUUUUAAGUAGGGAUAAAAUGAAAAGAAAAUAGUUUUGUAUUACUCAUCGUUACAGUUUUGGAAGCAGCGGAAAUAAACACCGCCAGUAGAGAAACAUGAUGCUAGCUGUCAAGGAAAGCUACCGUUAAGGUAGCAUCAUGCAAGGCAAAAUGUCUCAAGUGCAGCAAUAUGAUGAGCCUUAUUUCCCACAAGGUAUCGCAUCAGUAGAUUCUCAAAAAAAGUGGUAAAAAUGUGAUCAGUACAACCCUACUUUUAGUUUCCUUUAUAACGCUAGCUCCAACUAUCACUUGUAGCAACACUACUCCUUGGCUCCAAGUGUCAAACUAAUGUUGUCACCAUGGUAUUUUAUUGUAAUAAAGAACUACACUAAAUACUACUCGUC